UAAUUUCCUGCCUUUUAUCCAGCUGUGACGGUAUAGCAAAUUUUAUUUCUUCUUUUUUUUUUUUGUUUUGAUUUUCAGACGGGACAGUGCAUCCAGUCACGAUGAGGAACUCGGUGGUGUUUUGCCUGGCUGUCAGCUUUGCCAUGUUUGGAUUUGGCCUCUCUCUGCAGUGUUACUCCUGCCCUGAUGGCUCCUCCAGCAGCUGUCAAGUCCAACAAGAGUGUAACCAAGGUGAAGACAGCUGCCUCAAACUCAUCAAUGGUGAUACGACCUACACCGGGUGCAUCAGGCAUACAGACUGCGACUUUAUGACUCUCGCCGUCCGAUUCGCCCUUCCUGACUUCACCUUCUCCUGCUGUCAGUCAGAACUCUGCAAUAAAAAAAAGAAAAGUCUGUUUCAGAGGUUCAAGGAUUUUCUUGGAUCCUUGUAAUGCCAAAUUGUUGAACAACUGCUGAACAGUGUUGAACAAGAAAUUCUUAAUAAAAAUAUGUGUACUCAC
Molecule: messenger RNA, 500 nt
Organism: Scatophagus argus
Lineage: Eukaryota; Metazoa; Chordata; Actinopteri; Scatophagidae
Product: CD59 glycoprotein-like
Exons: 3
Coding region: 102-431 (109 amino acids)
Source: RefSeq, a predicted model, not a curated record